AUUCUUUAACUUUGGUGGUAAUAAUAACAAUAACUCAGAAGACAACCAACCUACCUCAGACGAAGAUACAACCUCUGAAAACUCUGAGUCUGAUCAACUUUUUGCUGAAGCUAAAUUACGCUUAUAUAGAAGCUGGUACGAAUGUUACUUACAAGUAGCUUCAUCUGAAGGAGAUCCUAAUCCCCAAGAUUUUGAGUCUUAUUGCCAUUUCUUUAACUUAACCUGA
Dentiscutata erythropus is the source of this 226-nucleotide messenger RNA. NCBI's taxonomy places the organism in Eukaryota, Fungi, Glomeromycota, Glomeromycetes, Diversisporales, Gigasporaceae. The record is from the annotation of a GenBank genome assembly.